AUGGGGCGUAAGAAAGCACCUGGAAGGCUGGGGAUGGACCCGUACUCGAAAUUACUCCAUCGAUUCUAUGAACCCCUUAUUCUGGCUAGAGUCCUCGGACAGACACGAGGAACACAUACCUCAGCCCCUCAACAUGACGAGAGUCAAUCUGGACGUAGAAGGCUGCUCAGUAACCUUUCUUACCUUUGCGACUAUGAUAAGGGAGGCGAUACGACUUCUUCCAUUGCUCUUGAGGACACAGACGAAUGCUACAUAUUCUGGAUCGCGUCAAAUACAGCUCGGGCGGGCAUCAGGAACUUAGGUGGGUUAAAAGAAUUGCUGAAACAAAUACAUCACAUCAUUAAGCUUAAAGAAGAGCAAAGGAGUCCCUUUGAGGUUAAAUUCACCCGCGCAUGGGUAGAUUUUGCUGAGAAGAGGGUGAAGAAGGAGGUCAAGUUGCUAUCAAGGGCGAUAAAUGAGUGCGAAGGAUAUAUCAGCAAGGAAAAUUCCGUACCAGAUUCCCAAUUAGUCAAAUGGCUACAGCAAUUCAUUCCUGCCAAAGGGAGGUCUGUAGCUGACGUUUGCUUCCAAGUUUAUGAUCAACGAAAGACACCAGAGUUUCGUUCACUGGAGGGUAAAACUUACUCCGGUAAUGGAAACAUCGAUCCUAGAAAAUAUGAGUCCCUUUUCGCAACAGUACGUCAUCGUCUAGGGCGAUUGGCUAAUCAUGUCCGAGCACCAAAGAAAGUUAUCGAAGAUUCACUGGAAUUGGGCCACCUAUUCGAUGUGUACAAGAUUUGCUUGGUUAACCCACCACCGAUUAACGAACCACCCAAGGCGGACUCUCUUACCGAGCUUCACAGUAUCCUCAAGCGGAUGUUGCCGGCCAAUGACCCAAAAUUGGAGGAAUAUACAGAGGCUCUAGUAUCUCUAGAUCAUAAGUUCCAAAUCACAAGACGAAUCCGCGGAGAAUAUGACAAUAAAAACUUACAACUGCGCGUCCACGCGGAGGUUCAGAUUCUAGAACAUUUCUAUACGAACCAACUCCGCUACGUUGAUAAUGAUCACUACAUUGGAUGCAGCAAGCCAGCAUGUUAUUGCUGCCACCUCUACUUCCGGCAUCACAAGUCUAGUCCCGUGGAACCGGUAUCACAUCAGAAGAUAUAUCUGAAUUGGGGAGUACCGGCGCUGCCCGAGGGAUCUAGAAGUCCGGGCUACAAUAUGCAGCGAGAUCUGAUGAAUAAAAUGUUGGAAACGAUUAGGAAAGAUGCCCUGGCACAGAUCAUACAGAAAGCAGGACCGCUCACAUGGCACCCCGAUUCGCUGACGGGGAUUACUAUUUCAACCAUGGCACUUCCUGCGGAGAAAGUCCACCUUGAAGAGAGUGUUCUUGAAAGACAGUUAACAAGUUCGAGUUAUGACUCUAUUAUGCCGGAAAUCAUUCCCGUCAUGGACGCACAGUCACGGAUCGCUGAAGAAUGGAGUAGCUCAUCCCUCGACAACGAUGAUUCGUCGACCUGUGAGCAUCAAGGGGAGGCUAUAAGUGAAUUUGACUCCGAUUCCGACUCUGAUGGCGGGGUAUCUUUGUAA
Molecule: messenger RNA, 1569 nt
Organism: Daldinia childiae
Lineage: Eukaryota; Fungi; Ascomycota; Sordariomycetes; Xylariales; Hypoxylaceae
Exons: 3
Coding region: 1-1569 (522 amino acids)
Source: RefSeq, a predicted model, not a curated record